AUGGAUAAGAAAUGUCAUUCCAAUUUCAACAAAGACUCGAUGGAAAGCAGCAACACCUACUUUCAGAAGCCAAAAGUUGAAAAUGUAGAAAUCAGAAUCUAUCUGGACAGGCUCGUGGAAAUUUUCACCAUCAUAAUGACGAAACUCGAAUUCGCGGUCACUUUACCCUCGGUUCUUUCACACCCGAGGGUAAUGGAAAUUUUGACCUACGAGGACUACAAGCAAGUCGUCCUGGCGUUCGCUCCGCUUUUGCGCUGUCAAAACAACCCCAAGGAACCAGUAUCCCCGAAGUCGUCAACUGGAGCUGCAGAAGGUAGCCAAGACGGCUCGACGUCGUCUCGCGAUGAGACGAUACAUGGAAAGACCACGGGCUGCUCCGAAAAGCCAGAUGGUCCACCCUCCCCGUGUUUUCCGAAAAUGAACAUCGACGUGUACAAAGCUAUCGAGAUCUUGUCGUCGUAUCCGCUGGUACGUCACGUGGCCGAGCGAAAUCUCGAAAACUUGUCGAAAUCAGCCCUGAGUUUCACGCGUCAGCUCAAGUACUUCAUGGACUUUGCCGUGUCCCAAACGAAGCUCACGUCGCUCGAGGAGCGGGAAAACGAGCUCCAUCUGCGUCGGUUGUUCAGCGAAAUCGAGCGGACCCAGGGAAUCAUCGGGGAUCUGACCGGUAGUUUGGAGGAGCAAAAAAAUCGGCACCAAGCCGAGUCGAAACGGUUUUUGGACCGGUGGAACGAGUACUCGGGCAAAUGGGAAAGGAUCAACGAAGAGUUAGACGCCGCGCACUCGAAAAUACUUAAAGACUCGGAGGAGACUCUGGAAGCGUCGCGGGAGCAGUUCACCGUGAGGAUGGGCGAACUGCAAGCUGCGCUGAGACGAGCGGAAGACAGUUUGGAGAGACAAAAGGCCCAGAAUCGUAAAUCGGAAGCCGACGUUCAAGGCAAAAAGUUCAAAGUGGAGUCGCAAUUGUUGGGUAUUAUAACAAAGUACGACACGGAGAUCGCCGACAGACAGGCGGCUUACGAGGAGUUGGAGAUGGAAUUGGCCGAUUUGGAAAAAGUGAAAGCACCACUGAUGGAGGAAAUGGACAAACAGUUGGUCAUUUACAACGGAAUAAUAGCCGAACGCGAGGAGCGAGAAUUCGCCGAGUUGAGGGAGAAGCUCGAAAAGUUUGUGAGUAACAGAUACGCCAGGAUAAUUCAGAGGUGGUGGCGAGACAUCUUGCAGAAGAAAAAGAGCCUUCCCGUGAAAAAGAAGAAAAAGGGAAAAAAGAAGAAAUGA
Molecule: messenger RNA, 1278 nt
Organism: Copidosoma floridanum
Lineage: Eukaryota; Metazoa; Arthropoda; Insecta; Hymenoptera; Encyrtidae
Product: dynein regulatory complex subunit 10-like
Source: RefSeq, a predicted model, not a curated record